This is a messenger RNA of Acanthopagrus latus (yellowfin seabream), 6573 nucleotides long. RefSeq names its product zinc finger protein GLIS1 (gene glis1b). Bases 1686 to 4736 code for a protein of 1016 amino acids. Gene Ontology annotation, cellular component: nucleus. Gene Ontology annotation, molecular function: RNA polymerase II cis-regulatory region sequence-specific DNA binding; DNA-binding transcription factor activity, RNA polymerase II-specific. Gene Ontology annotation, biological process: regulation of transcription by RNA polymerase II. The record is from RefSeq and is a predicted model, not a curated record. The transcript has 14 exons. Lineage: Eukaryota; Metazoa; Chordata; Actinopteri; Spariformes; Sparidae.
CAGAAAGAGGCAGAGGAACUACAAAGCAAACUAACUAUGAACAUUUAGCUAGCUUAGCUAUGAGUUUUUAAACGCCCUAAACCGAAGCUAGCCAAGUGUGACGGAGUUAGCAGAUAUUUGUAGCAUGUGCUGCGGUAGUUAGGGCUAGCUACAGCUAAUUUGUUAGCAAACAACUGCUAAGGUACUUACCAUCAAUUUGAAACCCCAUAUGGAGACAUGGAGCAUCACUGGCUUCCCUCUUCACUGUUGUUGCUCGUCAAAUAUGUAAUGUGAGCAGCGUCUGCACACUGCAUGGGAGAGCCGAGUCAUCGAUGCAGAACCCCUCAGCGCUGUUCGGGAUGGUCAGCCACUGUCAGACCCCGACUUUCACAGACUUCACCGGCUUGUCACUCGCCGUGUACGGCGGCAAGGCGGACAUCUGUCCGCGGCGAGCCGGGAGCGGCGGUUUUGGAUCUCAGAUUUGCCGAAGCUCCCAUGACAUCCCGACUCACAUGAGCUGCAGCAGCCCGAAGAGACCCAGCGCGUCCGAGGAGAAGGCGCAUCUGUCAGCCAAAGCUCCGCGCUCAUGCCUCCCUCUCCCACCCGCGCAAGCAGGUACUUGGGUGGAUUCAUAGGGGUCCGUGGCUCAUAUCGGCACCGGGGCCUGUAAACUGACCAUAUCCCUCAGCAUGACAGCGUUACCAAGUCUCCCAGGUAACAAGUAAAUGAGAGGAAACAAGCAAGAAAAUGCAUGUUUCUGCAAGAGCUCAGAGGUGAGGGAAAACAUCCUCAACUUCUAACACUACACAUUUUAUUAAAGCUAUACAUAACAUUAAAUCAUCCAUCUUUGCUCACUGUGCCUUACACCUUCACCACACUACAUGCUUCAAAAUCUUCUUCACACUACUAAUCAGUAACGUGUAACACAUUUUACCAGAUCACUCAUGCAAGUCGCCACUGUUGUGUGUAAUAAUGAGAUCCAAGCACUUCAAGUUGUUGAUCUGCAGAAGAAAAUCAACAGAAGAAAAAAGAAAAGAACGAGAUAGAGGACAGAUCUGUAUGCAUACAAAGCGAGGAUAAUUUUUGCAUAUUUUGUGUUUCAGCAAUGGCAACACAUUUACAAAUACUGAAAAGGUUGCGUGCAUUAUUCUGAUAUAAACUGCAAGCUAUUAUUGUGCCCACUCCAUUGUCACAGAUACAAGCAGGAUGAGAUAUGGUUCAGAGAGCUGCUGAGGAUGAUGGCAGAGGAGAAAGGAAGGAAAGAGAGCCGUGUCUGCUCCUGUUGACUGUAGUUUCCUCCUGGCUCACUGACCUAUUGGAUAUUUAGCCUAGUAGAUAUCUUGCGGAUGUCUGAGACAUGCUGGUGAGCUGUCCCACAGCUCCUGGAUCCCAUCUUGGAACACUUCACGAAUACUGAUUUUGAAACGCGGACACAGUCUUCAUUGGUGCUCCUGAAUCCCGCGGAGCAGUGGAGCUAUCGGUUGUCAAUCAGAGACCGAGGGAGGGAGGGAAGGAGAGGGACGCAUGGGAUGCUGAUGGCUGAUCCUCACAGAGAGGAUGCUAUCGAUCAGGCUCGCAGAUGCUUCCUCCUCCGCUGCGAUAAACAUGCUGAUGUGCGCAAUUAGACUCUUCCUGCUCCUCAUUGGCUGAUUGGAGAAGGUAAUGUGAGCAGCGUCUGCACACUGCAUGGGAGAGCCGAGUCAUCGAUGCAGAACCCCUCAGCGCUGUUCGGGAUGGUCAGCCACUGUCAGACCCCGACUUUCACAGACUUCACCGGCUUGUCACUCGCCGUGUACGGCGGCAAGGCGGACAUCUGUGCGCGGCGAGCCGGGAGCGGCGGUUUUGGAUCUCAGAUUUGCCGAAGCUCCCAUGACAUCCCGACUCACAUGAGCUGCAGCAGCCCGAAGAGACCCAGCGCGUCCGAGGAGAAGGCGCAUCUGUCAGCCAAAGCUCCGCGCUCAUGCCUCCCUCUCCCACCCGCGCAAGCGAAUGGUGCCUACUGCUCAGAGAAGGAUGUAGACGCUGUGCUGGGUGACGCUGAGGGCGCCCUGAUGCGAUGUGGGCAGAGCUUGCCACUGCUGGUGGGGGGUCACUUAGGGGGGCUUUAUACCCAGAGCCUCCACUGCGACAGACCCACACCCGACCUCCUUUUGCAGGACAGCCCUCACCAAGAUACCAGAUCCUCUUCGGCCUUCCAAAGGACCCUGCCGGGGGCCUCGCCCAGCCUGGGCUGUGGCAAUGCCAACGGGACUCACUCCUCUCUCCCUUACCCAAUCAAACAGGAGAACUCAAUGGGCUACAAGAUCUCAAGCACCACAUCCAGGGACCAUAGCACGUCUCAGACCGGGUUUCAGAACUGUAGGGCAGGCCAAGUUUUGGGAGCGACAAGGGACAACAUAGUCGGAGCGUCGCACGUUAGCAACAACGGUAUAGGCGGAUGCACAGUGAGCGGUGUUGGUAGUACUGUGUCAGGGGACGCAGUGCAACCCUUUAAUAAUGAAGAUGGCUCCUCCCCACUGGCUUUGUCCCCAACAGGCUCCCGUCAUUCAGCGCGGCUGCUCAGUGCUAGCAGUCUGAAGAGACGCUGCCUGUCCCUAGCCUCACAGUCCGCCGCCGCUGCUGGCAGCGUUGCUGCCACAGGUUCCACAUCAGCUACUGCCGCUGCGUCCGAGGAGCUCAAUAUCACCGCAAUCAUCUGCUCCUCUUCCCAGAUGUCGAUGGUUGCCUGCGUUAACGGGUUUCGCACUAACCUCUCGCCUAGCCACGCCAGCAGUGCCGGCUUUUCCUCCUCUUCCUCCUCCUCUUCUACAUCCCCACCCUCUAACUCCUGCUUACGGGAAGCGCCCCAGAGGCCCCCACCUCACGGUAGCCCCCAGCAGACCACGCUACAGGAGAGCUGUCAGCUGUCUUCACCUGCCACCUGCCUGCUGUCCCUUUCCUCCUCCUCCUCCUCGUCCUCCUCCUCAGUGUCAUCAGUGGAGCAGGAACAGGGCCAGGGGCAGAGCCAGGGGCUGUGUGAGGAGCAGGGCUCCAUGCUGCAGGGGCGUGGGGCUGGAGGAACAGCUGGGGGAGGUGUGGGAGGUGGAGGAGGAGGCUCGGACGGGUUGGGGCUACUGAUAAGUGGGGGCCUGAUGUCUGGGAUCCUGCAUCCAGGGUCCGAAGCCGGGGCGCUCUUGGACGGGGGCCAAAGAUCCGGGGCCACUCUAAAGCAGGAGCCCCUUGAUGAUUUUUCUCCCAGUGAAGACGAACUCUUUCAGCACCACUAUCAUCAUCACCAUCACAUGGGUGGUCGUAGCGGGCACCUUCGUCACCCCCACCACCCCUCUCGCCCUGCUAUGCCUCCGCCCUACCACCUACACCAAUACGUGGGGCCCAGUCCUGGGGGCCUUCUCCACCACCAGAGCCAGCAAACAGCACCAACCUCUUCCCUGGGACUCAAACCGACCCCUGGAGGCCCUCAUGGGUCACAUACGGCUCCAGAGCGGGAAGAAGUCGGAGGAGGAGCGCUGGCCGACAAGCAGGUGUGUCGCUGGAUUGACUGCAGUGCUGCGUACGAGCAGCAGGAGGAGCUUGUGAGGCACAUUGAGAAAGUCCACAUUGACCAGCGCAAAGGUGAGGACUUCACCUGUUUCUGGGCUGGCUGCAUUCGCCGCUACAAGCCCUUCAACGCCCGCUACAAGCUGCUCAUUCACAUGAGAGUCCACUCCGGAGAGAAACCCAACAAGUGCAUGUUCGAGGGCUGUAACAAAGCGUUUUCCCGUCUGGAGAACCUGAAGAUCCACCUGAGGAGCCACACAGGAGAGAAACCGUACCUGUGCCAGCACCCCGGCUGCCAGAAAGCUUUCAGCAACUCAAGCGACCGCGCCAAGCAUCAGCGCACUCACCUGGACACGAAACCAUAUGCAUGUCAGAUCCCUGGCUGCACCAAGCGCUACACAGAUCCCAGCUCCCUUCGCAAACAUGUCAAGAUCCACUCGGCCAAAGAACAACAGGUGCGUAGAAAGCUCCGGCCAUGUCCUCACCUGGAACAGGACGUCCUGAGUGACUGCCUGUCCAUGCAGCACCUCCAGAGCUCCAGCUCCUCGCAGCACCUCUACAACGGCAAAGAUGGACGCUCACCUGGACUGGGCCAAGACAUCUUCACAGGCCUGUACACUGGCUCCAGCACCCCCCAUCACAGUGCCUCUGUGGAGCUCCUCUCCCCGACCCCAAACCCCACCCCCUCCACCUCCGCCACUGACCUGCCCUCCCGACAACACCGACUGGACCGGGACCUCGGCAGCCCUCACCACCUGUCCCCACUGGCUGCCAUGGAUGGCCCAAGAGACGGAGUGUCGGGUAGCCUUCUGUCCCCGGGGAUGAAGGGAACGGGGACGCCUCCUCCUCCGUCUCUGGAGAAACAGCAUGUCCACCAUCAACACAAGCCCUACUCUCACUACCCACACCACCAGUCUGCAAAUGACGAAUACCAAGGCAGCUUUCAGAGCUGCUUCCAUUUCGGAGACUCCUACAGGAUGGAGCAGACGGUCGGUGGCGUCCACGUCCCAGGAGAUUCUCACGCCUACACUUCCCAUCAGCACAAUGGCUUCCACAUGUCGACUAGCAACGCUGGCAAUGCAGGCUUCAGCUUGACCCAGGAUUUGCAGGGCGGUGCGGGGUGCCAGUUCUCCUCCAGCCCAGAGGAGAGCGUUUUCUUCCAGGUGGGCAGCUUCGACCGCAGCCUGAGCCACAUGUCCUCCAUUUACACAGAGACAUAGAGCCACACUGGAGCAGGGCACGCUUCACCACACCUACUUUACCACACAGCAGUCCAACUCUCUCCACAGUCAUCUUGUCACACUUGGAUCACCUUUUCUCUACUUACUGUUUCCUUUUUUUUCCCACAUAGCAAAUCACACUCAUUUAGCGCUCAUUACGACCUACUUAGCUGCCAGAUGGAUGGUAAACAGGCAAGAUGAGACAGACGUUAAAAUGUCUGGAGUCAGUCAGUUUAGAUGUCUGGGACAUGCUUCUUUAGCUGACACUAUCUGAACCGCCAUGAUACAUAUGACUUGUUUCAUGGUCCAAGCAGGUAACAAACAGAGGUUCCCAACCUGUAUCAGUGACGUCUCAUCACUGGUUGCAGACGUCUUCCAGCCGUAACCACUUAACUGAAAAUUAUUUUUAAGUGAUUCAUAAGAAGAUAAGCAAAGUUUUGUGCGGAAAAAAAAAACAAUUUGAGGUUUUUUUCUGCUUAUGUGCUCUGUUGAAGUGUUUUGGGACAUUUUUACUAAUGAACUCAUGCUUCAUUGUCACGAUGAGUACAGUGCUACUCAGCCUGUAAAAACACUUCUGUGGAAGAGAAGGGAGCUUUUUCUGUUCUGUCGGAAAAACCUAAAGAAGCACCAAAAAACAAAAAAGACCGUAACGAGAUGAUAUGCCUUUGGCGAGUGACACAGUGAAGCCUCAGCCGUACAGCCUUCUUGCAAAAAUAAUAAAAAAAUAGGACAUGGAAACGACACACGAGGUACAAGUGGCCAUUAUACUGUGCAUUUUAUUAUGCAGCACUGUUGAACUUGGAAUUGUAUUUAAAUAUUUCCAUUCACUACUCUAACACAAAUACUGUAUUUGUAUAAUGACGCCGUGGUCGAUGGAUUUCAAGUUUGCAAAUACAAAUUCCAACUUUGAGUGGCAUUCAAUUGCACUUUCUGCAGUAGGAGGUCGGUAAACUUCAGCGUUCUAGUUUUCUGGAAUGUAGCAUAAAAGUCAAGAUAUCUCAGCCCCUGCUGCAUCUGUUAUGACCGUUCUCUUUUAAACUUUCUUAAUGACCUAAUCACCCUGAUGGCCCUGUAAUUGUGUUGCGACCCUUUAGAGUCGUCUUGUGACUGUGUCCCAAACCCUAUGUUGGGAACCACUGAGUUAGGGAGACUUUUAAUUCUGUAAAGAUUAAAAAAACACUAUUGAAUCCUGCUUUUCAGAUUUUUUUUACUCAUCUUAAGUGAAGGAAUGACACGUAAAAUCACAAAGAAGUCUCUUUUUCUUUUUCAAUAAUGGAGCUGAAGAAUUCUGAUUUAAAGGAAAGAAAAGAAAACACAUGUGCCCUUCUGUCUUUGAAAGGCUCAGAAUCACAUUUAUUGGCCAAGAUCUCAUCAUGUACAAAGAAUAUGACUCACACUGGUGCUAAGACGCUCACAGUACAAUCAGAUCAAGCUUACACAUGCUGUUUUUUUUGUUGUUUUUUUCAGUCGAAAUAUAUAAGUUUCAGACGCUGCAAAUGAAAUGCCCUCUCCCUCCUCUUCAUGUUUUUUUCUCUCUGAUCUACAUCUUUCAAUCUAUUUUAGACUGAAUUGUAGAAAGGAAUAUAUCAUUUUGCAGUGUUUGUUGUAAAAGUGGAAAAGAAAAGUGUUUGCAUUUUUCCAUAUUUUGUUGUUGUUGUUUUCUUUUCCUUUUUGGAUUGAUCUCUGGAGGAGGGUCUGAACUCAUUUAUUCUGCAAUAAUGCAGAAAAAACAACCUACUUUGUUAUUAUUAUAAAAUGUAUAAAAUGUACAGUUUGUUUACAGCAAUCAUUUGAAUGUUUGUCAUUUCUCAGUUUAAGAAAUAAAUAAUUGAAUGAU